Prosopis cineraria is the source of this 2428-nucleotide messenger RNA. Its product is annotated as long-chain-alcohol oxidase FAO2. Gene Ontology annotation, molecular function: long-chain-alcohol oxidase activity; flavin adenine dinucleotide binding. The transcript has 3 exons. Lineage: Eukaryota; Viridiplantae; Streptophyta; Magnoliopsida; Fabales; Fabaceae. Bases 122 to 2326 code for a protein of 734 amino acids. The record is from RefSeq and is a predicted model, not a curated record.
GCCAACCUUUACCACUAGAAUCACAUAACCACUCUCUUUCUCUGCUCCAUUGUUUCACCUCUCUCUCUCGCCUAUAAAACCUCACCUCUCAGUCUUGCUCGUCACACACACACAGACAGAGAUGAAGGGAAGUGAGAGUAGUCACCCUCUGUUGAGCGGAGAGAGAAAGGAAAGAGGUGGUUGUGGCCAUGCCUUAUCUCAAAGCCAGAUGCAAGUCCUGGCUGCUAUCUGUGAGGCAUUUCUCCCUCCUUUCACUCACCAUGGCGAUGCUUCUCUGCAGUCCUUCUACGGAACCUCCGGUUCUCUAGCCCCUCUUCCUGAUGAGGCGGCGGAGCUGUUACACAAGAGGAUUCUACCGGAGGCUCAGUUCGUUGUGAGCUCAUUUCUGCGGAUUUUGUCAUUUAGAUUGGGAACUUUGUUGCUUUGCGGAAGUAUUGCCUUCGAUCGGAAGUGGCCCUUCCUUCACAAGUUCUCCGAAUUAUCACUGGACAAGAGAGAACAGAUUCUGCAGAAAUGGUCCAGGGAAAAGCGUCUCGUUCCUCUGCGGAUUGCCUUUGUGAUCAUCAAAGUCGUCUUCUUUUAUAAUUUUUUCUCAAGGAUAGAUCAAAAUGGGAAUAACCCAGCAUGGGAAGCUAUUGGAUACAAAGUGGACACAAGGGAAAAGCUGAAACGAAAGGAGAGGCCUCUUGAGAAGGGAAUAAUCGAGACUAUGCAUGAAAGUGAUGCCACUAUUUUGCAGUCCCUCGCAGAAAAAGGCCUUGAAGUUAGUGAAAAUGCAGAGCACAACACUUACAAGAUCAAAUGUGAUGUCGUCCUCGUUGGUUCUGGUUGUGGGGGAGGAGUUGCAGCUGCAGUUCUUGCAAGCUCAGGUCAGAAAGUGGUGGUUCUAGAGAAAGGAAACUACUUUGUGCCUGAAGAUUACUCUUCAUUGGAAGGCCCUUCCUUCAAUGAGCUAUAUGAAUCAGGCGGAAUCUUGUCAACCCUUGAUGCGAAAAUGAUGGUUUUGGCUGGCUCAACAGUAGGCGGAGGCUCGGCCAUAAACUGGUCUGCAUCCAUCAAAACGCCUGAUUCUGUUCUCAGGGAAUGGUCGGAACACUACAAAAUUCCACUCUAUGGAAGCUCCACAUACCAAUCUGCCAUGGAAGCAGUCUGGAAAAGGAUUGGUGUUACAGAUAAGUGUGCCAAAGAGAGCUUUCAGAAUCAAAUUCUUCGAAAAGGGGGUGAGAAUAUUGGCCUGAAAAUCGAGUCAGUUGCUAUCAAUGCCUCAGCAGAUCACUAUUGUGGUUCUUGCUGUUAUGGUUGUAGAACUGGAGAUAAAAAGGGCACGGACUCCACUUGGUUGGUUGAUGCUGUGCAAAACGGUGCAGUGAUCCUAACUGGAUGUAAAGCUGAGAAGCUCAUAUUGGAGGAUGGGAAGAGCGGAAUAAGGACAAAGAAAUGCCUGGGAGUGAUAGCAACAACACUGGGGAGUAAAGUUUCAAAGAAACUCCAAAUCGAAUCAAAGGUAACAGUUUCAGCAUGUGGAUCUCUCUUGACACCUCCUCUGAUGAUUUCCAGUGGGCUGCAAAAUCCGAACAUUGGAAGGAACCUCCACCUCCAUCCUGUUCUAUUUGCCUGGGGAUACUUCCCGGAAGAUAUAACAGGAUAUGAUGGCACCAACCAUGAGGGAGGAAUCAUUACCUCAAUCCAUAAGGUGUAUGCUGAGAAUUCCACCCCAAGAUUCAUCUUAGAAACCCCAAUAGUUGGGCCUGGAUCAUUUUCUGCAUAUGUUCCAUGGGUUUCAGGAAAGGAUAUGAAAGACAGGAUGGCGAAGUAUGGAAGAACUGCUAUAGUUUUUGCACUAGCCAGAGACAGAGGAUCAGGAGAAGUGUUGAAAGAAGGGAGGAUCAAGUACAGACUGGAUCAGUGGGAUAAAGAAAACCUCAGAGAUGGAUUGAGAUUGGCACUGAGAGUUUUGAUUGGAGCAGGAGCUGUAGAAGUGGGAACAUUUAGGAGCGAUGGACAGAGAAUGAUGUGUAAAGGGGUGAAGCAGGAAGACGUGGAGGAGUUUUUGGACAAUGUCAUAGUAGUGGGGGGUCCAAGAUCAAGGGGUGAACUGUGGACCGUCUAUGCCACAGCUCAUCAAAUGGGAAGCUGUAGAAUGGGUCCUACCGAACAAGAAGGUGCUCUUGAUGAGAAUGGGGAGAGUUGGGAAGCAAAAAGCUUGUAUGUCUGUGAUGGAAGCGUUUUGCCCAGUGCUAUUGGCGUCAAUCCCAUGAUAACCAUCCAGUCCACCGCAUACUGCAUUGCCAAUAAAAUUGCGGAGUCGUUCAAAAAGGAUAAAUAGACCAACCAUGAAUCAUUGGUUAGAUUGGCUAUUGUAAUCAUAUAAUCAUAAUAUAUUAUCAUGUAUUGGAAUAAAUUCUUCAUUUCGCACCUUUCUUCAUAA